Cylicostephanus goldi is the source of this 792-nucleotide messenger RNA. NCBI's taxonomy places the organism in Eukaryota, Metazoa, Nematoda, Chromadorea, Rhabditida, Strongylidae. The record is from the annotation of a GenBank genome assembly.
AUGAGUACAAGCGGUUCCAAGGAGAAAACCACAGGCGGAAUGAGUAGCAGUUCUCAAUCUGACGUUGUGAUCGAGGAUGCUCAGCUUAUGCCUGUUCGCGAGAACGGGAAUCACUUUGAAUUGCCGUGCUCCACACUAGGUUCGCCAUCCAGUAGUAUGACGCAUUUUCUUGACACACCUGAUGGCAAGAGUGUCAGUACGGAUCAGUGGCAAGAUGUGAAUUUGCUGGUAGGGGAGAACCCUAAUCGUGGCUCUGCAGAUAGUUUGGCGCAGAUAUCACAGUUGAUUUCGUGGUUUUCCAGUUCUGGUUGCAUAGAUUGGGUGUUUUUGUUAUGCGUUGUUUCUCGAGAUGUUGUACGAUUGCGGGCUGAAGUUAAUGCAGACUCAGUGCGAAAAGCGGGAUUGGAUGCGCUAAAGCAAACUCUGAAAGGCUGCGGGGAACUUGUGGACUGGGCUGCGCAGAAUUGCCUUGGUUAUGUAUCAAUUCUGCAUGUGUUCGCUGCCUAUCUGGACAUAGUGGCAGAAGCUGUUGGUUUGCCGAAGCAUGCCUUGAAAGAUAAUUCUUCUCCUCAUGUUCCGUCCGCCGUCGUCAAAACUCCUUCAUUCAAAUUAGCCUCACCGCCAUCAGGUGGCUCAUUGCGAGCCCAUCGUGCCAUAGCUAAUAGCGCUAAGCUAAACGAGACUUUCGGCCUACCUGGACGACGGGGACGAGAACGUAGCCGAUCCGUGGAUAGGGCUGACUAUAUCGUUGGAUCGACGGACCACGAAAAUGAAUCAUGUGUACUUAUGUAA